Molecule: messenger RNA, 855 nt
Organism: Aureobasidium subglaciale EXF-2481
Lineage: Eukaryota; Fungi; Ascomycota; Dothideomycetes; Dothideales; Saccotheciaceae
Exons: 2
Coding region: 1-855 (284 amino acids)
Source: RefSeq, a predicted model, not a curated record
AUGGCCGAAUCCGAGGUUGUCAUUGAUGUCAGCGAAAACAACACUCCUGCGCCUACCCAGAGCCAGGAUGUCGACAUGGGUGGCCAGGAUGAGAGCACCCAGCCCGAGAACAGCGCUGCUCCCAGCACCGAGCAGCAAGACGAGCCCACCGGUCUCGAGAACAUUGAGCCUGAGCUCCCUACUCGCGUCACUUUUCUAGACUACCUCAAAUCUCCCAUCGUCGAGUUGGCCGUUGGCCAAGGCGAGGAUAUUACCGUUCUGCACGCACACCAGCGCCUGUUGGAGCAGAGCCCCUACCUUGAGGAGAAGAUCUUUGCCCUGGGUGAGGGCGAGACCCGUCGCAUCGACCUCGCUGAUGAGGACCUGACUGCGACCGCCUGCUUCCUCGAGUUCCUCUACAAGAACGACUACUUCCCCACCCUCAACAACUCCUCCCUCGAGACCGACCCCGAUAUUCCCGUACCAGACUCCGAGGGUAUGGCUCUCUUGCGCCACGCCCGCGUCUACACACUGGCCCAGCGCUUCGGUGUCCCCGCCCUCGCAACCCUCGCCCACAAGAAGAUCCACCUCACAAACAGCACCGCCCGCGGCGAGAUCGAAUACGCACGCUACGUCUACGGCCACACCGCCACCACAGACGAGAGCAUCCGCAAGCCCGUCGCCGCCUUCUGGGCCACCAGAUCCCACGUCCUGCGUCACGAGGCCGAGAGAGAGUUCCGCAGCAUGUGUCUCGAGUUCCCUCAAUUCGGUUUCGACGUGCUCAGCUUGGUGCUUGAUGCCCAGGAGAAGAGAACUCAGAGGACGGAGACUACCAUUGGCGGUGGUCGCAAGAGACCGCGUGUCAGUGCUGUUUAG